AUGGAAGACAACUCCGACGCUACUCUCCGCCCUGGCUUUACCUUUCGCGCCAUGAACGUUAGACUUCCGUCAGCAAGGAAACUUUCCAUCGUCCUGCUCGCCACAUUCGCACUGUUCGCCGCACUCGCCUCUACCUCGUCCUUCGAAACAAUAACCGCGUUCGCAACCUCCGCUAUCAAACUAAUAACCUUCGCCCUCAAGUUCUUGCCCUCAUCUGGCAAAGUCCCUAUCCAGAUAUCGAAUGUUACGUUCAACUACAUGGCUAGCCCUGCAGACGGCGGGAACAUCACGAUAGACUUGCCGACUUGGGUCCACGGCAUAAUCCUCACAGUGGCACGGUGGCUAGACCAUUUGUUAAUGGCUCUGGCACAGGUUCUGGUACUGCACCUGAUCAUCUCUACCAUACUCCGCGGUGAGGCUGAGAAGAUGAAGGCGCUCGAGCGGGUCGCAUACCCUGCGCCUAUCGAUGCCCCAGGGCAUGGAGCCGAUGGAAUGCUUCUGGAUAAAAGAUCUUGGACAAGGGUUUCGAGAUUCGAGACGCCGUAUUCGACUACAAUUUACACGACAGUAGAAACCGCGGAAUUCAGGGAGAAAACGCAGAGACCGGUGGCGAGAAGAGCGCUGGCCUACCUACUACCCCUAUACCCACCACCAAACCAGCCCAAAACCUCCACCAUCCGUUUCACCAUCCAAGCCAUGCCCGACCAAAACCCUCCCGACAACACACGCGCUGCCCGCCACGCUGCUGAAAAAAGGUCCUGGAUCAUCAAAAUCUACUGUAUCAUUGCGUUUUUUGACUUGGGAAUUUUUGGCCUGUUCCCGAAUUGGUGGGCAGCGAAUAGUCUAGCGGUGGUGACCGCGUUGUUGUAUCUGGGGGUCCGUUAUUUGGCGAAUAUCGAUGCGGCAGCCCAGGAAGAUGAUGGAGAUGAUGCUAUUGAACUGCGAGAGGGUGUGGGACACAGUAUGGUUUCUGAAUAUAUGGCGGGAGAUGGUGAGGCGCGGGAUGAUGAUGGGGAAGGAUUGGAAGAUGGAGGGGGCGACGACGACAACAUCAACAACAAGGACAACAACGACGGUAACAACGACGGCAACAACAACACCGACAACGACGGCAACAACAACAAAGACGAUAGAAAAGACGAACAUAAAGAAGAGAAGCAAGAGGCAGACGACGAAGACAGAAAGAAGGCGGAAAGCAAAGACAUCCAAAACAUAGACACGUGCCAUAUCUAUGGAACUCGAACUAACAUCUAUGUAACGCAGGGUGGAAGCAUGCAUAUCCAUGUAGCGCCAGGCGGAACGUUCAACGUCAAUGUGCAUGAGGACGCAGCAGUGAUGGAGGCAGACCGGGAAGAGUAG
Molecule: messenger RNA, 1359 nt
Organism: Alternaria viburni
Lineage: Eukaryota; Fungi; Ascomycota; Dothideomycetes; Pleosporales; Pleosporaceae
Exons: 2
Coding region: 1-1359 (452 amino acids)
Source: RefSeq, a predicted model, not a curated record